AUGUCUAGUAGAUGGAAAGUCUAUGUCACGACGCUCAAUUGCGCCAAGAAGUUCCCCUUCGACAGUGGAAAUGACAUAUCUGAAAUAUUGCGAGAGGUAUUACCAGAAUCAUUUGAACACGAUAUCUACGCCUUAGGGUUUCAGGAGUUGAUGAGCACAUGGGAAGCUUCAUUUCCAAGCUUGACUACACCGUUAUUUGAAGAUGUUAGCAAUGCUAUUGCAACAUACGUAAACGCACAGUCUUCGGUUAGGAAAUUUCGUUUGGUUGGUAGGGCGAUAACCGGUGCUGUUGGACUUGUCGUCCUGGCAGAUGAAAGAUUCAAGAUUGAAAAGGUGACAACUAGUAUUUUUAGGUGUGGGCUAUUUAAUUCCAGCUUGAAAGGUGCAGCUUCCAUUUGCUGCGGCUUAGCAGCGCCAAACGACGUUCAGGAUACAUUUACCUUCAUCUGCAGCCAUCUUAGCGCUAAUGAGGGUGUCAAAAAUGCAGAAUUGAGGGUCAGUAAUUACGAAUGUAUCAUGAGUGCUUGUGCCACUGACCUCAGAAUGACUUCCUUCAGGAACUCCCAUAUUUUCUACUUUGGGGAUCUGAACUUCCGAGUUAAAGGCUGGCAAGAUAUGGCUACUGACUACUCAAAUGCCCAGGUGCUCAAUAAUCUUCUGAAGGAUCACGAUGAAUUGAACAAGCUACGAGAAAGCAAUCUAGUGUUCCAAGGGUUCGACGAGUCACCAAUAAGCUUCCCACCAACUUACAAAUAUCUAAUUUCAACACAGAACACAUUUGAUACCAGAAAAACACCAUCGUGGUGCGAUAGAGUCUUAUUCAGACGCUACCUGCCCGAAAGCUUCAAAAUCCGCUCCUACAGGUCGGUCGACAGAACUUCGCCCUUACGGUUUACUGAUCAUCAAGGAGUUGUGCUGGAUAUCGAAGUGCCAUCUAAUUUCUCAGCUUCUCCGUUGGAUAUACCAGCCUCAAUAAUCCCUGCUCAUCAACUCUUGAUUGGAGACGUUAUGGACACUGCAAUCGGCUACGUCGGCUGGGGCAUCGCCAAGAAGCUACAUUAUUGGGUUGCGAUCAUCCUUGGCCUAAUGAUAAUUUACAACUUUAUCUGA
Molecule: messenger RNA, 1110 nt
Organism: Torulaspora globosa
Lineage: Eukaryota; Fungi; Ascomycota; Saccharomycetes; Saccharomycetales; Saccharomycetaceae
Gene: INP54
Product: phosphoinositide 5-phosphatase INP54
Exons: 1
Coding region: 1-1110 (369 amino acids)
Biological process (GO): phosphatidylinositol dephosphorylation
Molecular function (GO): phosphatidylinositol-4,5-bisphosphate 5-phosphatase activity
Source: RefSeq, a predicted model, not a curated record